AUGGCAGAUCAUGACGAGGAAGCAAUCGCACGAGGCCCAGGACGUGCAGCUACGUUGAAAUUCACCAUCAGUCUCUGCUUAUGCUACACACUAUGUGUAGCAUGCCUUCGAGGUUAUAUUCGAUGGAGAGCUUUCAGUCUCGAUGAUCUGAUCGUGCUACUAUCAGGGGUCUUGGCGCUUAGUUUCUUUGGUGUCGUUUUUGCGUCCAUCUCUACUGGACUCGGGCGCCCUAUGACCGAGCUGGCUACUCUCUCAUCCGCUAUCGAGAAACUCAACAACUACGCAACGGCUGGUAACAUCCUAUGGGUCAUAUCCCUAUGCGUCUCUAAGAUUGCCAUCGUUGCCAUGCUAUUGCGCACGACACAGACAAGAUUCCACAGAAGAUUCCAGUACGGCGUAAGCGCCAUAAUCGUCGCUCAAUGUCUCACAUCCGUCCUCCUUCUGAAUGUCGACUGCUCGGUCCACCAUGUGCUUGCGUGGGACAUCACCUCUGCGCACUCCGAAUGUGCCCAGAGUGAGCGACGAUGGAUUGCUCUCACAGCUCUGGACGUCAUGACCGAGGUCCUCCUGCUCUUUCUGCCCAUUCAGUUGGUGUGGGGUCUACGUAUGGCCUUCCGAACCAAACUCAUCGUCAUAUCGUCAUUUUGGCUCCGACUACCAACCCUAAUCUUCUCUGCUCUUCGCCAAAAUGAGAUACAUCAACUUACGACUACAUCAGAUGUCUCUCUCACGGCAGCCACAGUGGUCAUCUGGCAGGCUGUGGAACUAUCAUACUCUCUAGCGGCCGCGACGCUCGCUGCGCUCAAGCGGUUCACAGAGUCGCUCAACACUGGUUUCGGUCAUGGCGAGCUUAUGCGGAUUCAUGCCCCAUCUCAAGGAUACAAGCUGUCGGGUCGUGGUGUUGCUUCAGGGAAAGCGAAAGCUUCACGCAAACAGGCCUCUGCCCCCAUCUAG
This is a messenger RNA of Alternaria conjuncta, 954 nucleotides long. RefSeq lists its product as uncharacterized. Lineage: Eukaryota; Fungi; Ascomycota; Dothideomycetes; Pleosporales; Pleosporaceae. Bases 1 to 954 code for a protein of 317 amino acids. The record is from RefSeq and is a predicted model, not a curated record. The transcript has 4 exons.